AUGUCUGAGAUACCAACAGACCGUAGGAAGAAGGAUGGUGAUACUGAGAGUCAAGCUGCUUCAGUUCAAGGCUCACAGCAUCACUCAACUAGAAAGGCUCUGGAUAAUAUUAGCGAUAAAAAUUCGAUGGCAUAAAAGACCAAAACUUUGUCUCACAUUGACACUCAACAGCUUUCAGCUCCAAACAAAGAGUCCUUUUGCAGGCUUAGUGCCACUAACAUUAACGCUCCUGAGCUUUAAUUAUUUGAUAUCAAAAAUCAAAGAUUGUAACAUAUCUACAAUGAAGAAAAAGAGGAUCUCGAGAAAAACUUUUCCGAUGUUUAGAAAAUAUUUGAUGCCAAGACCUUCAAAUAUGAAGUAUUGAUUGCCUUUUGGCUUUGCAUUCACUUGGAAAGACUUGAAUUAGCACAUCUCAUCCAUUCAUAGGACCCUAUUUUAGAAAAAAUCUUGUAAAACCUGAGAAAGAGUGGGAGAGAACUGGUUGAAUCAGAGAAGGCUAGACCUGGUGAAAACUAUUUUAAGAAGAUGCAAAACUAGAAUCCAAACGCAAUUUAUUUCAAAAAGACUGCUGUGCAAGCCACUUCCUAGUCUAGUAUGAAUCUAGUCAAGGAGGACACGUUCACCAUUGGUGGAGGACUUAAAUCCAAGAAAAUCAGAGGCAAUUAGUCAAGCAAUUUGAUUCUAAACAAAGGCAAGCGCGAUGGAGAAAGCACAACGCUAAUUGGUGGAGAUCCAUUAAGACAUGAUAGUAGAUCAGCGAUGUUUACUAACGAAUAAGAGCUGCUUGAAAUCAAGUAUUUACUGACUCAACAUGUUGGAUUGAUUUUCAACACCAAUGUCAUGAGAAUCGCUCUAAACAUGCAAGAAGAAAAAAUAGCUAGCAUAAUUGCUGCUUACUAUUAUGUUAAAAUUGAUGAAGAGAUGAUCCUAAGAGCUGUUAAAACUGCAUAGAUUGAUUAUCUAUACUCUGUAUUUGCUUAUAACAAGAACUACUAAGAAUUGCAAAAAAUGCCUUAGUACAAUAAUAACGGCUUCGAAAAGCAAAGUCAAUCAGAUGAUUCACAAUUAAAAUACAAGGUUUUUACACUUGACUACGUCUUCAAGAAACUAAUUGAUUAUGGAGAAGACCAGGCUGAAGCUCGUGUAAGACAAGUUGCAAACUGGAAGCUCAAGACUUCAGAAAGCAUGCUGAGAUCCUUGCUUAAAAACGGAAUGGACCGAGUAGCAACUGAGGUUGCUUUCUACUAUCUUGAUAAUGCAGAUGAAAAUUUACUGAUCUUUUGCCUUCAUAACUUUAAUGAAAUCUUUUUGAAUUUGGGUAAGCCAUUGAUCGUUAAAAAUAUAAUGGCAAUCUUCGAGAAUGGUUCCAAGUCUGAGUUGAUUUUGAAUGUACUGUUGUAUGCAGAUUUCAGCAGAUGGAAGUAAAAGAAUCUUAGAGGGCUACUUGACAUGAUCAAGGAGAUUAUUGAUUCAGGUCACGAGCAAAAUAGAAUUUUACUCUGUUACAAUCCCAUCAUGGCUAUUUGUCUAGCCUCUGAGUUCGUAAAAAAAAUUGCUUAGUAUCAAAACAUCUUCAGACAUGAAUGCAAGGUAGUAUUGUCUAGAUUGAUGACACUUGGUGAUAAGAUCGUGGAUAACUUUGAUGAUGAUAAGAUUGAAAAGGUCUUCUUGGAUGUUGACUUUAAGGAUAGGACCAUCUUAAAGAUUGUUACAGUUAAUGAUUUCUAGCCUAUAUUCUCAAGUUAUAAAGUCAAUGUGCUUCUUCAAGAAAUAUGGGAGGGUAAAAACUCUUAUGAAUGCGAUGGUCAAAUCACUGACUUCAGCAUGAUCAACUAUCUUGCUACUCAAAAGGUAUAAAAGAUCCCAGGAGUGAGAUUUGGCUUAAAGCAGCUAUUUUGGUAAAAUUUCAAUGCAAACGUUGAUGAUCAGAAGUAUUGGUAUCAAUACAAGUUCAGACAUUACUCUAUCUCCUAUAUCUAUAUCAAAGAUUUUUCGUCAGCAACUGGAAUGGUCAUUCUGUUCUAGUAUAUCAACUUCCAAUAUCUAAAGCUUUUCAACAGACUUGAUCUUGAGGGAUUCACUGAGUUAGGUCAAACUGCUCUACUUGAGUCUAAGAUCAUAGAAUAUAAUAGCGUUAAUUAUCUUGGUACCCUUUUUAGUGCUACUUUAGUUUUCCAUUUAAUGACAAAAGUGAUUUUCAACUUAUGUGUCGACAUCAAGAUGCCAAUUGAUAAGUGGUCUAUAAUUGAUUUUCUGUGCUCAAUAUUCAACAUUAUUUGCUUCAAUGUGAUUGGUAGUGUCACUCCUGCACAAAUUAUUAAUUAGAAAGAAAAGGAAUAGCUAGAUUACUAUGUUAUCGCUGUGGUCAUAGUAAGUUGGUGUCGAUUCUUUGGAUAUUUCUUGAUGAUCAGAGCCAUUUCAAAACUUAUAAUGACGCUGGUGAGAAUGCUUUUCGACACUAUCUCUUUCAUCUUCAUAGUCUGUUGCUACUUAUUGAUUGCAGCAACCAUAUUUACGAUGUUGUUUUAAGACCCAAUUAAUGAAAAAUACGGUUCUCUAUCUCUUUCAUACAGAACUUUAUUUGAUGCUUUCAUUGGUGCCUACGUUUACACUGAAAAACCAAAUUUCCUGGCUAGCAACUCAAUUCUUACAAUGGUUCAUGUAUUCAUCUCAAAUAUUUUCCUGCUCAACUAUCUAGUCGCUAUUCUCUCAACAGUUUAUGAAAUCAUGGAGGAUGAAGGAGAGUUUUCAUUCAAAUCUAAUAAGUAUCAAUUUAUUGAAAAAUAUUCCAUUGCUAUGCUAGACCCGAAUGGAUAUUCAGAGCUUAUAAUUCAUCCACCUCCCUUAAAUGUGUUUACUAUUUUCAUUCUACCUUGCAUCAUAAAAAAGUCUCUUAUGUUAAAAGCCUCUGACGUGUUCAGUAAGUUUAUAUUCUGGGCUGAAAACUUCCUAUAUCUAAUAGCAUUUAUUUCAUACGAAAUAGUAUUGUAUCCUGUAAUUUAUGGAAAAAUGUUUGUGAAGUUGUUUAGACUGUCAAAUUUUAAGACAUUUAUACCGAAUUUCUUCUGUUGGCUGUUCUUUGGAUUCUUAGCUAUGCUUGUAUACACAGCUGUAGACACUUUCUACUUUAUCAAGAUUCUCUGUGAUUAUCAAGAUGAGGAAGAUUAGUUUAGAGAGAAAGAGGAGGAAGACUUUAAGCAAGACAAAAUCGUCAUCUACAAUGAGGUAAUUGAUGUAAUGAGAUCAAUUAUGCACAUUUUUAAGAAGAAAAAGGAAGAGGCUAAAAAGAAGAAGUUACUGCUUAAUAACUAAGUAAGUAACACUAUCAAAGCUCUUCUUGAAGAAGAUGAUAGUAACGAGAGCUUCAUUCUAGACAAGGCUUUGAUCAUUGAAGCUUGGAAGAAAUACAGACCUAGCAGCAAAGAAAACUCACCUAAAGAUGGACAAUAAUAACCUCCUAGAAAGAAGGAUAUUCAAGAGAUAUACGGAGAAGUGUUCCUGUAGAAAUUGCUAGCUGGUAUCAAGCAAAAGAAGUACAGAGGCAAGAACGAUAAAGUUACUGAUGAGGAUAAGUUAAAGCAGCAUUUGACAAAUUUACUCAUUGGUGCUAAGAAAGGCCAAAACUAUGAAGAUGAUGAAGAUCAGGAUAUUCAAAUCCCAGAGGCUGAACUUAGACUGAUUGAAGAUUUCUUGGAUAAGUUCAUAUUCAUUAGCGAUGCAAGUACUUCUAAGGAUCUUAUUGAUCUCAACCUGGCUCUGAAAGCUUUGCCAUCCAAGAUUGAAGAGUCUAACAUCUAUCGUAUCGACUUGAUUAACUUCAACUUGAUCCAGAAAUCACUUAUUGCUUUCCAGAACGAUGAUCAAGAUGAGCUCUUCAACUACUAUGAUAAUAGACAGAAAUCAAGACUUAGAAAAAUAACAAAGAAAGCAUAGGAAAACGAAACCUAAGCCACAGACCUUAGAACUCUUGCUGGUGAUGCUUCAAAUUCACUUCAAAGACUUCUUAAAAUUCUUGGAACUGCUGAGUUGUCUGACCUAGCAGCUGAAAAACUAAAAGGUGCACGACCAAUUUAAUAAUCUACUCAGCAAAACUCUGAAAGCAACUUUAUGAAGGUUGUACCUAUUGAUGCUUUGGCCAAGAAGAAGCAAUGA
Stylonychia lemnae is the source of this 4152-nucleotide messenger RNA. NCBI's taxonomy places the organism in Eukaryota, Ciliophora, Spirotrichea, Sporadotrichida, Oxytrichidae. The record is from the annotation of a GenBank genome assembly.